CAAGCAGCCUCUGCCGAGUGACACAGAGAGGCCCACACACCCCAAGGCUGCAGGCCGCCGCUGAGGAGAUGUGCUCCUAGGGCUGGGAUGAGGCGCCUCUGGCGUUCCGCCCCCAGACCCUGGAGAAGGCGAUGCUGAUGUCAGGAGCAGCGGCGGGAGCAGCGCCGGAGCUAGAACGACUGCGAGCGGAGAGGCAGUAGCGAGGGAGGGCGCAUGAGAAGAACAUUUUCCGAGGUGGAGGACUUUGUUUACAGAGAUUGCAAAAUGAGCUUAGCUGAAGGUGCUGAAAUCUGCAGAAGACAUCUGUGGUGGGAAAAUGAAUCCUGGAGCCACCAUCCAGUGAACUUCAUGGAAGUGAAAGGGCUUGGAGCCAUCCAUGGCUGAAGACAGCCAGAGCAGACUGGUUCAAACGGAGCAGACUGAGCAAGGAGGAAGAAGGCGGAAUGUGAACUGUCUGAAGAACACAGUAAUCUGGUACGAAGACCAUAAAAACCGCUGCCCCUAUGAGCCCCAUCUCUCAGAGUUGGACCCCACCUUUGGGAUGUACACCACAGCUGUGUGGCAAUGUGAAGCAGGGCACCGCUAUUUCCAGGACUUGCACUCCCCGCUUAAGCCACUCAGUGACUCUGAGAGCGAGUGUGAUAAUGAAGAAUGAAAAGCAAUCAGGUGGCGGCGGCUGAAGAAGUAGAAACCAGAGAAGAACUUGGGCAGGACUCCUACAAGUCAAGGGGUGGGAUCUCUAGGCUCUUACCACUAUUUCUACCAAUGCCCAAACACUGGAUCCACCUCUCCCCUCCUGGCUCUUUACCACCUCUGUUCUUAUUAAAGUAUUCUGACAGGCCAAACAA
Rhineura floridana is the source of this 848-nucleotide messenger RNA. Its product is annotated as zinc finger protein 653-like. The transcript is spliced from 6 exons. The record is from RefSeq and is a predicted model, not a curated record. The coding region runs from base 377 to 655 and encodes 92 amino acids. Lineage: Eukaryota; Metazoa; Chordata; Lepidosauria; Squamata; Rhineuridae.